This is a messenger RNA of Trichosurus vulpecula (common brushtail), 5336 nucleotides long. It is a transcript of the gene CYBB, whose product is annotated as cytochrome b-245 heavy chain. The record is from RefSeq and is a predicted model, not a curated record. Gene Ontology annotation, biological process: defense response; superoxide anion generation. NCBI's taxonomy places the organism in Eukaryota, Metazoa, Chordata, Mammalia, Diprotodontia, Phalangeridae. Gene Ontology annotation, molecular function: superoxide-generating NAD(P)H oxidase activity. The coding region runs from base 15 to 1736 and encodes 573 amino acids. Gene Ontology annotation, cellular component: NADPH oxidase complex; plasma membrane. The transcript is spliced from 13 exons.
CAUCUCAAGCAGUCAUGGGUAACUGGGCAGUGAACGAAGGGCUCUCCAUCUUUGUCAUUCUUGUGUGGCUGGGCUUAAAUGCCUUCCUCUUUGUGUGGUACUACCGAGUUUAUGAUGUUCCCGACAAGUAUUUUUAUACACGCGAGCUUCUUGGGCCUGCCCUGGCCUUAGCAAGAGCCCCUGCUGCUUGCCUGAAUUUCAACUGCCUGCUGAUCCUGCUGCCUGUCUGCCGAAACCUGCUCUCUUUUCUCAGAGGCUCUAGUGCGUGCUGUUCAACACGUAUACGGAGACAAUUGGACAGGAACCUGACCUUUCAUAAACUGGUGGCAUGGAUGAUUGCCCUUCACACUGCAAUCCACACCAUUGCUCAUCUCUUUAAUGUGGAGUGGUUGGUGAAUGCAAAGUCCAAGAUUCACUCUGAUAAUUAUUCAAUUGCCCUCUCUGUCUUUGAAGAUAACCCAUCUCUUGACCAAACUUAUAUUAAUUUUGUUUCAAAGCCAUAUAAGAAUCCUGAAGGUGCCCUGUAUGUGGCUUUCACUUACUUAGCCGGACUCACUGGAGUUAUUAUUACACUGUGCCUCAUACUGAUCAUAACCUCCUCUACCAAAACAAUCCGGAGGUCUUACUUUGAAGUUUUUUGGUUCACUCAUCACCUCUUUGUCAUCUUCUUCAUCGGCCUUGCCAUCCACGGAGCUGGGAGGAUUGUACGUGGACAGACAGAUGCAAGUUUGAAGGUUCACCCGCCAAGAUUAUGUUAUAAAAACAUCUCCUAUUGGGGAACUAAAGGAAAUUGUCCCAUCCCUCAAUUUGCUGGCAACCCUCCCAUGACUUGGAAGUGGAUUGUGGGUCCCAUGUUCCUGUAUCUCUGUGAGAGGUUGGUGAGGUUUUGGAGAUCACAGCAGAAGGUCGUCAUCACUAAGGUGGUUACUCAUCCUUUCAAAACCAUUGAGCUACAAAUGAAGAAGAAGGGUUUUAAGAUGGAGGUAGGACAAUAUAUUUUUGUCAAAUGCCCUAAGUUGUCAAAUUUAGAGUGGCACCCCUUCACGCUGACCUCAGCACCUGAGGAAGACUUCUUCAGUAUUCACAUUCGUAUAGUUGGAGACUGGACAGAAGGUCUUUUUAAAGCUUGUGGCUGUGACAAGACAGAAUUUCAGGAAGCCUGGAAAUUACCCAAGGUGGCAGUAGAUGGACCCUUUGGCACUGCUAGUGAGGAUGUAUUCAGCUAUGAAGUAGUUAUGCUAGUGGGAGCUGGCAUUGGAGUCACACCAUUUGCAUCCAUUCUCAAGUCUGUCUGGUACAAGUACUGCAGUGACUCAACCAAACUAAAACUCAAAAAGAUUUAUUUUUACUGGCUGUGUCGAGACACACAUGCCUUUGAAUGGUUUGCAGACCUGCUGCAGUUACUAGAGACUCAGAUGCAGGAGAAGAACAAUGCUGAUUUUCUCAGCUACAACAUCUACCUUACUGGCUGGGAUGAAUCUCAGGCUACUCACUUUACUGUGCACCAUGAUGAAGAGAAGGAUGUCAUUACUGGCUUGAAACAGAAGACCUUGUAUGGAAGGCCCAACUGGGACAAUGAGUUCAAAACCAUUGCAAGUCAACACCCAAAUACCAGGAUAGGUGUAUUCCUCUGUGGACCUGAAGCGCUGGCUGAAACUCUCAACAAGCAAAGCAUUGCCAACUCUGAUGCUGGCCCUCGAGGAGUGCAUUUCAUUUUCAACAAAGAAAACUUCUAACUCCUGCUCCAUCAGGAAAUGUGGACAUGAGCCCUAUGCCCAGUCAAACAAAUGCUGAUCAUUAAUAGCAACAAACGAAAACUAGAGAAGCCUUUAUAGCUUUUGUUUUCUACCAUGUUGGGAUCGUUUCUAAAGUAGCAUCCAUCUUUAAACAAGACGGAAGAAAACUAGUUGAUUCAUUUUCCUUUUGUAUAUUGUAUAUUAUCUCAGUGGUUCCAACAUAUGCUCAGGAAAACUGUCCAAGUAUUUAGGAACCAGCUUACCCAGAUAUUGACACAGCCCUUCGAUGAUUCAAGGAGGUUAACAGUUGAGCCUGUUCCAAAUUGCUAAUAGAGCAACCCAAUUCUAUUAACCAGAAACAUUUCCAAGAAAAGCUUUAGUUCAGGCAUAUUAGAAUUAGGAAAAAUCAUUUAGACAGAAAGCUCUUCAAAAAUCCUUCCAUAAUAUUCUCUAAAAGGCAGAUAGCUGGCACAGUGGAUAGAGACCUGGGCAUGGAAUCAGGAAGAACUGAGUUCAAAACCCACCUCAAACAUUCACCAGCUAUGUGACCCUGGGUAAAUAACAUUACCUCUUUCUGCCUCAGUUUCCUUAAAAGUAAAAUGCAAACAAUAAUAGCGCCUGCCUCACAGGUUUGUAGUGAGGGUCAAACGAGAUAUUAUUUGAAAGGUGCUUAACACAGAACCUGGUGGGUGCUAUAAUAAAGGCUCCCCUUUCCCUACGUUGAAUAGAGUACUGAGCUUGGAGUCAGGAAGACUUGAGUUCAAAUCCUGCCUCAGACAUUGGCUGUAUGAACCUGAACAAGUCACUUAACCUCUCUCAGUCCCAGUUUCCUAAUCGACAAGGUGGGUGUGAUAAUAGCACCUGUCUCCACAGGCUCGUCAUGAGGAUCAGAUGAGAAAACAUGUAAAGUGCUAUACAAAUUCUACCUAGCAAUGUUGUUAUUUUUAAUGUUCCUCGUGCAGACCAGAGAGGCCUGAUUCUCCUGGUUGUAGAGCCCUCACUUAAGUAAUUCCAUCUGUUCUUACAUGUUCGAAUUUUGAGUAUGCAGUGACUGUCAGGGAAGAGCCCUCCUGGCCAUUCGUGUUCUUGGAGGGCCUGCACUAGGCAGUGUGGGGCAGCAUGCUCAAGAGGACCUAGAUUCUAGCAGCAGAACAUGAGUGACUUUGCAAUAGUCUAGACUGACUGCUCCAGCCCAGUGCCUCACACAUGCAGCUAUGCGAAAGGUCUGAAACAUUGGGACAGUGGGGAAUUCAGCAUGUUAAAUCCCUUCACCGAUGCAGAUCACACCUCCGGUAAACCUGUGACCAAGUUGAGAAAUUUUACGGUGGCACCUGAGGCAUCUAGAAGUUAGUGACUUACCCAGGAUCACCCCAUGGGGGACUGGAACCCACAUUUUGUCAACUCCUAGCCCAGAGCUCUAGCUCUGCCUCCAUCUCUAGACCCAGCCAAGGGUUCAGUACUUAUUGGCUAAUGAGGAUGGUGAGGGUGGACCACCUGCCUGAGCUUCCACAAUGUGACAGUGUAGAUGGCCAGCGCAGACUUCUCUCCUCUAGUCACCGUUAAAGUUUGAAGGAAAGAAUUACAAUGAAUGAGUUACUUAAGUCCAUAUGAUUUCAAAUGGCUCCCAUGACCACUCCCUAAGCUUUUUUUUAAUAUUGUCUAUUUUACAAUUUUUAUUUGACUUUAUUACUGUCCUGAAAUUUAUAGUCCUCAAAUUAACGAGGCAGCUAAAUGACACAAAGGUUAGAACACUGAACCUGGAGUCUGGAAGACCUGCCUCACAGGGACUGUGUGUCCCCAUGCCAACCACUUCUUCUUGCCUUAGCUUCCUCCUCUGUAAAAGGAGGAUAACAAUAACCCCUCCCAAUGUAGCUGUGAAGAUAAAAUAAGUCAGUACUGGUAAAGUGCUUUGAUAUCUUAAAAUGUUGUAUAAAUGCUAGCUAUUAUUCAGUAAGUCAAUGAACGUUUAUUAAGUGCCUACUGUGCGCCAGGCACUGUGUUAGAUGCUGAGGAUACCAAAAAGGGCAAACACAGUUCCUACAACAAUAAUCAUAAUCACUAUUAUUAUUAGAACUCAUCUCCCCCUAGUAGGUUUGAAUAGGACAUGUUUUUCCAUGCCAUUUCAAGGAACAGUUACUAAUUUUAGUGUUUGUGUACCCAGCUCACAGUUACACAGCUAUGGAGCUCAUUCUUUGGGCUACGAGGGUGUUUAGAACUCUAGGGCAGGAAGCAGAAGGGGAAAAGGAGAAGGAGGCAGCGAGGGUUGGGAAAAACAGAGCAGGGACAGGUAAAUUCCAAAGGGAAGAGGAGAGGAGAGAGAAGGAGAUUUCUAGAUUAUGGAAAGAACAUCAGAUUUCAAAUUCCAGUUUUGCCACUCAUGCACUAUCUAUGUCUCAUUGGAUAAGUCACUAAACCUCUCUGGGCCUCCAUUCCCUUCUGUGUAAAAGGAUGGGGUUGGAAUAGAUCAUCUCUAAGGUCCCUUAUUUCUCUAAAGCCUGUGAUCCUAUGACUUCUGAGAAGAACAGAAAAAUGUAAAAGAGAGGCCAAAGAGAAGGGCUCAGAGACCUGUUUUCAGACCAACCGAUGUGGUUUUCUACUGACUUCGGAAAGCCAAGUAUGCAUUUCAGGUGCCCAGAGCUUCAAUACACUUGAAGGCUACAUGUAUGAAUGGAUUUUCUAUUCUUCACAUAUUUCAAGUUCUUCAAUUCUACAAGGAAAUUUAUGAAGGUAGAUUCAGAUUAAUGUGUCAUUGAGAUUAAUUGAUAAAAAACCAAAACUUUAUCUGUGUUCCCUGCUAUUCCUUGUGCUCUUCCAGAAGCUCAAGUACUCAUAGCUUUUAUCAUCAUUAUUAGCAUUAAAAUUUAUUUUUUCAAUGAGCAAACAUCUCUUAAUUUUCAAUCAGGAAGAAUCUCCUCUCCCCUCUCCACUGGACAAAAAUAAAAACAAAACCCUUGUAACAAAUAUGCAUAAUCAAGCAAAACAAAUUCCUCUGUUGGCCUUGUCCAAAAAUGGAGUUCUCUUUCUACGUAUUUAGCCUGUUACCUCUCUGUCUUCAUAACCAGAAAUCUGGGAUCAGGAUUGUUCAUUGAUCAGAGUUCUUAUUUCUUUUCAAGUUGUUUGUUUUUACGUUGUUGCAACAAUAUAAAUUGUUCUGACUCUGCUCGCUUCAUUCAAUAUCGAUUCAUAUAAGUCUUUCCAAAUUUCUUCAAAAUUGUUCCAUUGCCACAUUUUCUAUGGUACAAUAGUAUUCUACAGUAUUUUAUUAACACAUGUACCAUGCUUUGUUGAGUCAUUCUCUGUCAAAUGGGCACCCCCUUCAUUUCCAGUACUUUGCCACUACAAAAAAAGAGUUGAUUCAAAUAUUUUUUGUUAAUCCCACUGAAGCUAGGAUACUCAUCUGAUUUAAAAUGGCUUGCGCCACUCUUUCUUUUAUUUAAAAAAAAAAGGGUAUCCUAAGAAUCCAAUUGCAGAUUUUUCUUUAACUUGCUGCAAGCUAUACUUGAGCAACUAGAUGGAGUUGUAGACAGAGGGCUGGGCCUGGAGUCAGGAAGACUCCUCUUCCUAAGUUCAAAUUGGCCUCAGACACUUACUAGCUCUGUG